CGUACACAUGUAUUCCGUUCAGUUUGAAUAUUCCGGCUUCCUCUUUUGACAAAAUUAUAACCAAAUUAAACUAUGUAAUGAUGAGGAUACACCGGCUGCUGAUGAACAAGUGCUCCUGCUACGGUCCUGUGCUGCAGCGAGUUCCAAGGCAUCGUCAUGGAUGUAGUUCCCUUCAGGUGCGCCAUUACGUCCAGGAUCCUCGAAAGGAGGCUAAUCCCGGUAAGCUACUGGAUAUCGAGCUGGACUUCUCGGUGGCCAAGGAUGAGCCGCAGGAUGUGUCCCUGCCCAUGAUGGUAUACGUCUACAGUCCCCUCACCCGUCUGGCCACCAAAUUAUCCCUGCUCCGGCUGAAAUUCAUGUGGGACUGGGACUUCUCCGAGCGCCAUUUCAUAGAGAAUUCGCGCCAGGCGGCCGCCGUUUUCACGGACUUUGUGAGGCGUCGCCGGAACCGGAAUGUCGAGCGGUGCAGCACGCCCAUGGGCUUCAAGCAGAUCAAGCACGACCUGCUGGACGAUCCGCCCGACUGGAGGCUGCAGAUGAUGCGCUUCGAGAAGGUCCACUUCCGGCGAGCCAUUCCCCUAAAGGUUCAGUUGUUGCGGCACUACGAUCAUCGUUUCGCCUUUCUGGAUGUCGUUUUUGUGGCUCUCCGACGAUCCAAUGACUUUCGUUCGCAGGCGGAACUUGAAGAAAUGGCGGAGCUAUUAAAGAACUAUGUGGAUCCCGCGCAGUUGAGGGUGCCGCAUCCCCUGAUCUUUGCCGAGGUCUUCAUGCGCUUCCGCCGCGACUAUUCCGUGGAGCCCACGAGGAUGGGCAAUGUGCGGGACAACAACCGCUGCAUGGGCCAGUGGCUCAUCUCCACGUACAAGGUGGUCCGCUUCGACAUCCUCAACCAGCAUCCGCUGUUCGACAUUCCCCAGUUCGAGGAGUGGAUGCCUCCGGUUUUGCCCAGGAUGGGCCGCAGUCUGGAAUGAAAUGGGUUUAGCAUUUAAGUCAUUUUACUAAGUCAUUUACUUGGAGAAAUAUCCUCGUGUUGUAAUAUUCCGGUAUGAUAUCGUAAAUUAUAGGGUCAAAUCCUUAAAGAAAAACUAAAACUACAUAUUAACAUUAAAUUGAUAUUAAAUAAAUAAGUAAUAUAAUAAAGCCGUCGGGAAA
Molecule: messenger RNA, 1152 nt
Organism: Drosophila takahashii
Lineage: Eukaryota; Metazoa; Arthropoda; Insecta; Diptera; Drosophilidae
Biological process (GO): protein insertion into mitochondrial inner membrane from matrix
Cellular component (GO): mitochondrial inner membrane
Molecular function (GO): ribosome binding
Source: RefSeq, a predicted model, not a curated record